AUGGUGGAAGGCGAAGUUAGUGUGUGUGCCCCGCACGACCUGCUAAACAGGUACAGAAGUAAGUACGGUAAAAUAGACAUCGAUAAAGCGAAGGACAUCGUGCAGGAGCACUUUGGCAUUACGGAGUUGAAAGAAAAGCAAGUGGAAUGUCUAAACGCAAUUAAGAACUUCGAGCAUGUCCUUAACAUCAUGCCAACAGGAGGAGGCAAAUCACUCAUCUACCAAGUAAUCCCACUGCUCAUCGGAGGAAUCAGCAUCGUCAUUAGCCCGUUAAUCUCCCUUAUGUAUGAUCAAACAAAAUCACUAAAGAAAAAAAAUAUUGUUGCAGAGACGAUCAAUAGUUCACUCGAUAAAAAAGAAAAUGAAAAAAUCUUGAGCCUUCUGAAGAAUUACAACAAUUGCGAUAUAAAAGUUUUGUAUAUAACCCCUGAGACAGCCACUAGUGAAUAUUUUAUUAUUCUUUUGAAGGAGCUUUAUAUGAAUGAGAAGAUCGCUCUGAUAUCUAUUGACGAGGUACACUGCAUAAGUACCUGGGGAUGCGACUUUAGGAAAAGCUAUCGUAACUUAAGCAAAGUGUUGAAGGUGUGUCCAUACGUGCGCGUGUAUACCUGCACGGCUACCGCCACCAAGUCUGUAGAGAGGGACAUCAUUUUGAACUUGAACUUGGAGGUACAUCGCGGGGAGCAGCAGCAGAAAACACAGACUACUUACCAACCGAAUGAUCAGACGAAUAGGCAGACGAAUGGCCUGGCGAGCGAUAAGCAGAAUGAUAUAUCUAGGGAAACGCAGAGAGAUGCCCCGCGCAGCCGGGACCUAGAGGAAGGCACCUUCAACUUGCUGAGAAUCGUACGCACAUCGUUCAACAGACCCAACCUGAAGUACGUAAUAAUAUACAGCGACUUGAUCCACACAGAGAGGAAAAGAAGCAUUCUUCACAUCAUAGAGGAGAAGAGAAAUCUGGAUAAGAUAGGUAUCAUAUACUGUUUUAAGCGGAACACCUGCGAUGAAAUUUCCAUGUACUUAAGACAACAAGGGUUCCAAGCCCUGAGUUAUCAUGCUGGGUUGACCACCAGUGCAAGGAAGAGAAUACAAGAAAAGUGGCUCAACGGAAAGGCUAAAAUUUUAGUGGCGACCAUAGCAUUUGGCAUGGGUAUCGACAGAAAGGAUGUGUCCUUUAUUAUUCAUUUUAAUUUGCCCAUGUCGAUAGAAAAUUAUUAUCAAGAAUCUGGACGUUCUGGCAGGAACGGAAACGUCUCCUUCUGUUACCUAUACUACUCCAAGGAAGAUGUAGAGAAACAGUCUUACAUCAUUCGAAGCAGAUACUCCAAUUUGGACCAGCAAGACAUCACCAUACAGAAGAAGUUCGAGAAGGAAAUAUACAAUCUGGAGUGCAUGCACAAUUUAUGUGUCCAGGAGAAAUGCGUGCGUUCACAGAUCCUGGCGCACUUCGGCGAACGUCCACCCGCCAAGAGUAUUAACCGUAGUGGAAACAGCGACGAUAAUUACUGUUGCUCAUACUGCUCAGACGUGAAAGGCUCCAGAGACAAAAUUGAGCAAGUCAUUAAAAUGUAUCAGGAUGCGCACUGGAAUAUCCAGUCUAAAUACAACAGAACGAGUGAAGAUAACUACGUGAACUCCAUCACGAGGGACAUCAACGAAAAGAAGCAUAAGCUAAGUGACUAUUCCGAUUCGGACAAGGAACGUGGGCUAGGUCUCUAUAAAUUAACAAACAAAAAGAUCAAAGGAUUUGUUCCCUUCCAGAGGGCAUCAUCUAUAAUUUCCAAGGAUAUACGAGAUAAGGGUAUCAGUGAAGUUAUGAAGGAGCUGGAGAGAAGGGAAGAGCUGAUGGAGAACGAGCCGGAGGAGCGGACCCCCAAGAUUAGGAAAAUGAGGAAUUCCAUUUCACUCUUCAAUAGUGUGAAAAAGACGCCCGUGUUUUCGUCCUUUAAAGUUCCCCGCAAGUUGUAA
Messenger RNA from Plasmodium knowlesi strain H, 1968 nucleotides. Its product is annotated as ATP-dependent DNA helicase Q1, putative. Lineage: Eukaryota; Apicomplexa; Aconoidasida; Haemosporida; Plasmodiidae. Gene Ontology annotation, biological process: double-strand break repair via homologous recombination. Gene Ontology annotation, molecular function: ATP binding; 3'-5' DNA helicase activity; four-way junction helicase activity. Gene Ontology annotation, cellular component: chromosome; cytoplasm. The record is from RefSeq and is a predicted model, not a curated record. The coding region runs from base 1 to 1968 and encodes 655 amino acids. The transcript has a single exon.